GACCGCCAAAUACAGCGCCGCUUGAUACGGUUCCUCUAAAUACAAGUUCGACCGUAGUCACCAACGCUACAGAACUUUUUCUUCAUUCUGCGAACCUGGUGGUUUUUGGGCUUUGAUGCUGGCUCAUUUUCGCGGCGACUUCAAAGUACUGACACACAAAACCAGCUCUGCAAACUAUGUUUACAUUUCCAUAUCAAAUUUACAGAUGCGUCCUGAAUAACAAUUACAAGUUUGUGUUUCGUAAUUUUAGAUAACUGACACAAAAAGACUUGCAAGCAACUUGGUCGUUGUCCUGUCUGCGAAAGACAAUCUCUAGUGGACAUAACCAGUCAUCACAGCACUUAACAAUAUUAUAAACCGAACAGAAAGUUGGCGCCUGAGUUUGCCAUGAAAAACAACGUGGUGUUAGUCACACUAAGCGUCCUUGCGUCACUGUUUGUUUUCUACACCCUGUUUUUUAGUUCGUCAUGGAAGUUGAUUCCGCGUUUAAAGCCGUAUACCAAUAUCAGACAGACAAGAAGGCGAACGAUUUUUCUGGGAUUUGAAAAAGAACCACCACAGCAACUGGAAACAGAAACAAAGGAAUUGUUCACUAGGUUUGGUAUUGAGAAAUCAACUAAGCUAUCUGUUGGAACCAAGACACUUGAAAAGAGGUCUCCACGAUCUAAUCUCAUUAUACUGAGCCCAGGCAGAGGAGGAUCUUCAUUCUUAGGAGGAGUAUUUGAUGCUAAUCCUGAUAACAUGUAUUGGUUUGAGCCACUACACACUUUAUCCCGCGGAAUAUAUGAACUGCAUUUGUUCAAAGACAAAGAAAGAAGAAUUCAAUACAGCAAAACCUCUAUCGACCUAAUCAAUAGCUUCCUCGACUGCAAUUUCACUCAAAUCCCUAAAGACAUUAUAUCAGCAUUAUCUAAGAGUAUAUUUCGGAGCCGAAGUACAUCGUUGAGCAGUGAACAUUUGUGCCGUACAAAAAACAAAACGAAAAAAUGUCUACCUUACUCAGUGAAAUUACUUGGCGAGGUUUGUAACUCUACCAAACAUACUGUUCUCAAGAUCUUGACCUCUCGUUUGCCGAGAUAUACACUUGAAAGUUUCCAAGGAAUUUUCCAGAAACAGAAAUACAAAGUUAAAGCUAUUCACUUAGUGCGGGAUCCUAGAGCUGUGAUUUAUUCCAUGGUUAACUCAGUGCAAUGGAUAAAUAUAUCGAGCUUUUUAAAUCAAAGAUUUCGUGACGUUGUUCAAGGAGUUUGUAACCCCAUUGAAAAAAACAUAAAAUUUGGUUUGUUUUCUCCCCCGUCAUGGCUAAAAAAUCGCUUUCGAGUGAUACGUUACGAAGAUUUUAUUGUAAAUACAACAAUCAUGGCAAGGGACCUCUACAAAUUUGCAGAGUUUGAUUGGUCUGUAAGUGUCGAUGAAUGGAUUGCAACACAUCGGACGAAACCGCGCAGCAAUAAUGAAACAGAUCCUUAUUCACUUUAUAGAGAGGCUUCACUUGUUAUAAACAAGUGGAAAAAAGCUUCCCCGAGCUUAAUUACAGUAGUAGAGGAAGUCUGUGGUAAUUUGAUGGACAUGCUUGGCUACAAAAGAGUGAUUAAAUCAGAAGAAAAAGUAGCUAGAAAUCGUAGCUCACUUGUAAUAACCUGAACAGAACUAUCAUGACAUUUUGUGGU
Stylophora pistillata is the source of this 1670-nucleotide messenger RNA. RefSeq names its product carbohydrate sulfotransferase 3-like. Gene Ontology annotation, biological process: N-acetylglucosamine metabolic process; sulfur compound metabolic process. NCBI's taxonomy places the organism in Eukaryota, Metazoa, Cnidaria, Anthozoa, Scleractinia, Pocilloporidae. The record is from RefSeq and is a predicted model, not a curated record. Gene Ontology annotation, molecular function: N-acetylglucosamine 6-O-sulfotransferase activity.